This is a messenger RNA of Sphaerodactylus townsendi, 637 nucleotides long. Its product is annotated as transcription initiation factor TFIID subunit 9-like. The record is from RefSeq and is a predicted model, not a curated record. Bases 83 to 637 code for a protein of 184 amino acids. Gene Ontology annotation, molecular function: RNA polymerase II general transcription initiation factor activity; protein heterodimerization activity; transcription coactivator activity. The transcript has 5 exons. Gene Ontology annotation, biological process: DNA-templated transcription initiation; RNA polymerase II preinitiation complex assembly. Gene Ontology annotation, cellular component: transcription factor TFIID complex; SAGA complex. Lineage: Eukaryota; Metazoa; Chordata; Lepidosauria; Squamata; Sphaerodactylidae.
AUGCGCAAAAACGGUCCGGGUGGGGAAAAAGAACGCGCAUGCCAAGUGGGGCCGGCAGAAGCUGCUCCUGCCCUUUCGCGUCAUGGCGGCGAUGGAGGCGAGCAAGAUGGCGUCGCCCAAGAGCGCCCCUAAAGAUGCCCAGGUGAUGGCCCAGAUCUUGAAAGAUAUGGGGAUUGCAGAGUAUGAGCCACGGGUUAUAAAUCAGAUGCUGGAGUUUGCAUACCGUUACGUGACGACUAUCUUGGAAGAUGCCAAAAUUUAUUCCAGCCAUGCCAAGAAGUCCAGUGUCGAUGCGGAUGAUGUGAGGUUGGCUAUCCAGUGCCGGACGGAUCAGUCGUUCACCUCUCCCCCUCCCAGAGAUUUUUUGCUGGACAUUGCCCGGCAGAAGAACCAGAUGCCGCUGCCGCUAAUUAAGCCAUACUCGGGCCCCCGGCUGCCCCCAGAUAGGUACUGCCUGACAGCGCCCAACUACAAACUGAAGUCCUUGCAGAAAAAGGUCUCUUCCUCCGCUGGAAGGAUAACCGUGCCACGACUGAGCGUCGGAGCAGUCACGAGCAGGCCCAGCACCCCAACUCUAGGUACUGUUCGGCAGCUCAGAGGAGUUGUGCUCCCAUAUUGCUGUGUCCUCCUUGUGUGA